AUGGCCACUGGAAAGCUUCACACUGGGAAGUUUGGUACAGUGGCGGUGAGAGGAAUUAUGGGCGAAAUGGUAAUGGCAAACAGGAGGCAUAGAAACACCGCUGGCGCUGAUGAGAUUGCUAACGCAAUCCACAGGAUGGUGGAUGCGAUGCAGCCUGUGGCAGCACCACGUAGAGCCAUGAUUCCACCUGUGAGACCUGUGACCAUGGAAGACUUCAUGCGUCACAAGCCAGCUAAAUUCACUGGGAAAGCCACCCCAGAUGAGGCUGACGCAUGGCUCCGUGAAUGCGAGAAGAUAUUCAGAGUGAUAGAGUGCACGGAGGCUCAGAAGCUCAAUUUCGCCACCUUCUUGUUGGUGACCGAGGCAGAGUAUUGGUGGAUGAGCAUGCAGCAACAAAUGCUAAACAGAGCUGAAGAGGUGGCUUGGGCCAGCUUCAGGACGAGGUUCCUGGAGAAGUAUUUCCCUGACAGUGCUAAACACAAGCGCGAGGCAGAGUUUCUCACCCUACAGCAGGGGAACCUAUCAAUGCAGGCGUAUGUAGAGAGGUUUGACUACCUCUUGAGGUUCUAUUCCCAGACGGUGACAGAGGAGUGGCGCUGUAGGAAGUUUGAGGGCGGCCUUAAACAUGAGCUGAGGCGUUUUAUCGUACCGUUGAGGGUGCGAGAGUUCUUGAUCUUGGUUGAGCAAGCCAAGAGCGUUGAGCAGCUGGAGAUGGGACCCAGUCGGAUCAACCGCACACAGAAGAAUAAUGCUGAGGGCAGGCAACAGAAGAAGCCCUAUAGUAGACCAACUUCGUCCUCACAAAAGUUGAGAUGUUAUAACUGUGGGGGAGGGGAACACUUACGGAGGGAUUGCACUAGACCCGCCAGUAGUGGAGGUAGCGGUAUGAGCACUCGCAAGUGCUACGCAUGUGAUCAGCCAGGACACUUCGCCAACAAAUGUCCUAAUAGGAAGACUGCUCCAACAUCACGAUCUCAGCCAUCCUCAUCUGACAGGCCGAGAGCAGCAGACCUGGUUUUUGCCAUGACUAGCACAGAGGCCACCCGGUCAGGUAAUUUGAUUCUGGACCGUUGUUUGCUUUUCGGUAACAGUGUGUUGGUAUUAUUUGACUCAGGAGCUUCACACUCCUUCAUAUCCCAUGACUGUGUGGAGAGAUUGGGGUUGUCUACUCGUGACCUUGGAUGUGAGUUGAUAGUCUUGACACCGGCAUCUGGACAGGUUUCAACAAAUUUAGUUUGUAUUGGAUGCUUGAUGGAAGUAAAGGGCAGACGCUUCAAGUUGAAUCUAGUUUGCUUGCCCUUGGAGGGAUUGGAGGUCAUACUGGGAAUGGACUGGUUGUCUAUCAACCAUGUGGUACUUGAUUGUGGACGGUGCAGAAUUGUGUUUCCAGACACUGAGGGGAUAGAGUUGAUGACAUCAGGAGAGGCAGUGAAAGAGAUGAGGCAAGGAUUUACUUGCUUUGUGAUAGUAGCCCAAGAAAAGAAGAUGAGUACCGAGGAGCAGAUCAGCAGAAUACCGGUGGUGGAUGAAUACGCCGAUGUAUUCCCGGAUGAGAUACCUGAGUUACCACCCAGCCGGGAUAUAGAUUUCUCAAUUGAUCUAAUCCCUGGGGCGCGCCCAGUGUCAGCAGCACCGUACAGAAUGACACCAGCCGAAGUAACAGAGUUAAAGAAACAGAUAGAGGACUUGCUAGAGAAGAUAUUUAUCCGACCCAGUGCUUCACCGUGGGGAGCCCCGGUGUUACUAGUAAAGAAGAAAGACGGUAGCUCUAGGCUGUGCGUCGAUUAUCGACAGUUGAACAAAUUGACGAUAAAGAACAAAUACCCAUUGCCGAGAAUUGAUGAUUUGCUCGAUCAGCUUAGAGGGGCAGGAGUAUUCUCCAAAAUUGACUUAAGGUCUGGCUAUCAUCAGAUCUUAGUCAAGCUAGAGGACGUCCAGAAGACAGCCUUCAGAUCGAGAUAUGGACAUUACGAAUAUGUUGUGAUGCCCUUUGCAGUGACCAACGCUCCAACUGUCUUCGUGGAUUAUAUGAACCGCAUUUUCAGGCCCUACCUGGAUAAAUUUGUGGUGGUAUUUAUAGAUGACAUCCUCAUCUACUCUCGGAAUAAGGAGGAGCAUGCGGGCCAUCUGAGAAUUGUGCUGGAAAUGUUGAGAGAACAUCAGUUGUACGGUAAAUUGUCCAAAUGUGAAUUCUGGUUGGACGAGGUGCAAUUUCUGGGGCAUGUGAUUUCUUCGCAUGGUAUAGUAGUGGACCCGAGUAAGGUUGAGACGGUGUUGAAGUGGGAAAGACCUCAGAUAGUAACAGAAGUCAGAAGCUUCCUAGGGUUGGCUGGGUACUACAGGAGAAAGGAUCAACCCUUCUCCUGGACUGAUAAGUGCAAAGAAUGCUUCGAGGAGAUGAAGAAGAGGUUGACUACAGCUCCGAUUAUCAUUAUUCCAGAUACCAGUAGAAUGUUUGAGGUAUACUGCGAUGCAUCCUACCAGGACUUGGGUUGUGUACUAAUGCAAGAAAAGAGGCCGGUAGCCUAUGCUUCUAGGCAGUUAAAGGUGCAUGAGAAGAAUUACCCUAAGCACGAUGCCACAAAGUCGGUAAUGUUGAUUUUCAUCCCAUUCCACUAA
Messenger RNA from Vigna unguiculata (cowpea), 2619 nucleotides. RefSeq lists its product as uncharacterized. Lineage: Eukaryota; Viridiplantae; Streptophyta; Magnoliopsida; Fabales; Fabaceae. Gene Ontology annotation, molecular function: zinc ion binding; nucleic acid binding. The record is from RefSeq and is a predicted model, not a curated record.